AUGAGUGAAAUCGAGAUUGUCAAGACUACGCCUUUUGAAGGCCAACGCCCCGGUACCUCUGGUCUUCGUAAGAAGGUUACCGUGUUCGAACAACCUAACUACAUUGAGAACUUUGUUCAGUGCAACCUCGAUGUCGUUGAGCCCAGUGCCAAGGGUGCUCAUUUGGUUGUCGGUGGUGAUGGUCGUUACUUGAACGAACAUGCCAUUCAAGUUAUUGCCAAUAUUGCUGCUGCCAACGGUGUCGCCAAGCUGAUCAUUGGCCAAAACGGUAUUCUCAGUACCCCUGCUGCCAGUAAUGUUAUUCGCAAGUAUAAGCUUACCGGUGGUAUCAUUCUCACCGCCUCUCAUAAUCCCGGUGGACCCAAGAACGAUUUUGGUAUCAAGUACAACUUGUCCAACGGUGGCCCCGCACCUGAGGGUGUGACUGAGAAGAUUUACGCCUUGACCCAGAAAAUCACUGAGUACAAGAUUAUUCGUCUGCCCAAGCUUGACCUUUCUGCCAUUGGUACGAAGAAGUAUGGUCCUCUUGAGGUUGAAAUCAUCAGUUCCGUUGACGACUAUGUGGAGAUGGUGAGAAACAUCUUUGACUUUGAAAUUAUCAAGAAGUUCGUGAAGAGCAACCCUGACUUCAGCUUCUGUUUCGACGGUCUUCACGGUGUCACCGGUCCUUAUGGUAAGGCUUUGUUCGUUGACGAGAUUGGUCUUCCCGAGACCGUUUGCCAAAACUGCAACCCUCUUCCCGACUUUGGUGGCUUGCAUCCCGACCCUAACUUGACCUAUGCACGCACUUUGGUGGAUCGCGUUGACAGUGAGAAGAUCGCCUUUGGUGCCGCUUCCGAUGGUGAUGGUGACCGUAACAUGAUCUACGGAUACGGCGCCUUUGUCACUCCCAGUGACAGUGUUGCUAUGAUUGCUCACCAUGCGGACGUGAUCCCCUAUUUCCGCGAUGGUGGAAUCCACGGUUUCGCCCGUUCCAUGCCCACCUCCGGUGCCAUUGACCGUGUUGGUAAGCUUCACAACAAGAAUGUUUACGAGGUUCCCACUGGCUGGAAGUUCUUCUGCAACUUGUUCGAGGCUAAGAAGCUUUCCAUCUGUGGUGAGGAGUCGUUCGGUACUGGCAGUGACCACAUUCGUGAGAAGGAUGGCCUGUGGGGUAUUUUGUGCUGGUUCAACAUCCUUGCUGCCUUGAAUGCUCGCGACCCCGUCAAGUUCAAAACCAUCAAGGACGUGAAGGACGACUUCUACGCCACUUAUGGUCGUACUUUCUUCACGCGUUACGACUACGAAAACCUCUCUAGUGAGGAUGCCAAGAAGGUCAUGGACAAGUUCCGUGCUACCGUCGAGGCUGGUGAUGUCAAGGGCAAGACGUUGGCUCCUGGCUACGAGGUCGAGGAUGCUGGCGACUUUGAGUACCACGACCCUGUUGAUGGCAGUGUGAGCGGUCACCAAGGCCUUUAUGCCAAGUUCAAGGACACAAGCCGCAUCGUCGUCCGUCUGUCCGGUACUGGAUCCAGUGGUGCUACUCUGCGUCUCUACUUGGAGAAGUACGACAGCGAUCCCGCCAAGUUCGGUAUGGACGCUCAAGAUGCCUUGAAGCCCUUGAUUCACUUUGCUUUGGAUUUGCUGAGUAUUGAGACCUUUACUGGUCGCAAGGAGCCUACUGUUAUCACUUAA
Schizosaccharomyces japonicus yFS275 is the source of this 1674-nucleotide messenger RNA. RefSeq names its product phosphoglucomutase. The transcript has a single exon. The record is from RefSeq and is a predicted model, not a curated record. Gene Ontology annotation, molecular function: intramolecular phosphotransferase activity; magnesium ion binding; phosphoglucomutase activity. The coding region runs from base 1 to 1674 and encodes 557 amino acids. Lineage: Eukaryota; Fungi; Ascomycota; Schizosaccharomycetes; Schizosaccharomycetales; Schizosaccharomycetaceae. Gene Ontology annotation, biological process: carbohydrate metabolic process.